This is a messenger RNA of Anthonomus grandis grandis, 3908 nucleotides long. It is a transcript of the gene fliI, whose product is annotated as protein flightless-1. Gene Ontology annotation, biological process: myofibril assembly; barbed-end actin filament capping; actin polymerization or depolymerization. The transcript has 19 exons. Lineage: Eukaryota; Metazoa; Arthropoda; Insecta; Coleoptera; Curculionidae. Gene Ontology annotation, cellular component: actin cytoskeleton; nucleus; cytoplasm. Bases 120 to 3842 code for a protein of 1240 amino acids. The record is from RefSeq and is a predicted model, not a curated record. Gene Ontology annotation, molecular function: phosphatidylinositol-4,5-bisphosphate binding; actin filament binding.
CUGAUCGCAUGACGUCACCCACAAAAAUAAACUUUGACAAAAUAACUUCUUAUUUAAACAAAUAUGUGAUAAUUUUUAUUGCAAUUUAUCAUAAAAAAAAGGGAUAGAAAUCACCUUGAAUGAUGUCACAUCAUACUGGGGUGUUGCCCUUCGUGAGGGGCAUAGAUUUUACUAGAAAUGACUUUAGCAACGAUAAGUUUCCGGACGCGGUGGGCUACAUGACCGGAGUCCAAUGGCUGAAACUGGACCGGACAAACCUGAAAGAAAUCCCCAAAGAGAUGGGAAACCUGAUGAAACUUGAGCACCUUUCGUUGACCAGGAACAAUUUGGAAAAACUGUAUGGAGAAUUGACCGAACUGAAUUGCCUAAGGAGCCUCAACUUGAGGCACAACAAAGUAAAAAGUUCAGGAAUCCCUGCGGAACUAUUUAAUCUAGAGGAGCUGGGAACCUUGGAUUUAAGUCAUAAUAACUUAAAAGAGGUUCCAGAGGGGCUGGAUAGGGCCAAAAGUUUGUUGGUGUUAAACUUGAGUCACAAUCAUAUUGAUGCCAUUCCAAACUCUCUGUUCAUUAACCUCACCGAUUUGCUCUUUUUGGACCUGAGCAAUAACAACUUGGAAACUCUUCCGCCACAAACCAGACGACUGACAAACUUGCAAAGUCUCAUUUUAAAUAACAACCCGAUGGGCCAUUUUCAGCUCAGACAACUGCCCAGCCUAAUAAACCUGGAAACGCUGUAUUUGCGAAACACCCAAAGAAACCUGAGCAAUUUCCCCAAUAAUUUGGAGAAUCUGUUGAAUUUAAACGAUGUAGACUUGGCCGAGAACGCCCUACCGAAAGUCCCCGAUUCCUUAUACAUGCUGGUAAAUCUGAAAAGGUUGAACUUGAGCGAUAACGAAAUCACUGAGUUGUCUUCUGCGGUUGAAAUGUGGCAAAAACUGGAAACUUUGAACUUGUCCCAUAACAAACUCACCGCCUUACCCUCGACCUUAUGCAAAUUGCAGUGUUUAAGGAGACUUUUCGUUAACGACAAUCAACUGGAUUUCGAAGGGAUCCCUUCGGGGAUAGGGAAAAUGGGCGCCCUGGAGAUCUUCUCUGCUGCCCAUAAUAAGUUGGAAAUGGUCCCGGAAGGACUUUUCAGGUGUGGCUCCCUAAGAAAACUGAACUUAAGCUCCAACAGACUGGUGACCCUGCCGGAUACGAUUCAUUUGUUAAACGACCUCGACUCCUUGGACCUGAAGAAUAAUCCCGACUUAAUGAUGCCCCCUAAGCCCACCGAGGUCACCCGGGGGGCAGGGGUGGAGUUUUACAACAUCGACUUUUCAUUGCAAAAUCAGUUGAGACUUGCUGGGGCCAGUGUGCCUGCCCCCGCGCCUGCACAAAAUCCGAGCAAGGAUCCAAUAGCGAGAAAAAUGAGGCUCAGAAGGGGCCGAAGGGAUCAGGAGGAGGCAGAUCAAGAUCAAGCCAAGAUCCUUAAGGGUAUGAAAGAUAUAGCAAAGGAGAAAAACCGAAACCUGCAAGAAGAGGAGGCAAAAGUCGAGUCUUUGAAGCCCAAGAGAUGGGACGAAUCUCUGGAAAAACCCCCGUUGGACUAUUCGGAAUUCUUCGAGGAGGACGCGGGGCAAUUUCCGGGCUUAACGAUAUGGGAAAUCGAGAAUUUCCUACCGAAUCGUAUCGACGAGGUGGCCUACGGAAAGUUUUACGAGGGCGACUGCUAUAUCGUGUUAAAAACCUUCCUGGACGAGAACCAAAGUCUGAACUGGGAAAUUUACUUUUGGAUCGGCGAGAAAACUUCCUUGGACAAAAAGGCGUGUUCGGCCAUUCACGCGGUUAACUUGAGGAAUUACUUGGGGGCCCAGUGCAGGACGAUUAGGGAAGAACAGGGGGACGAAUCCGACGAAUUCCUUAAUCUAUUCGACACCCAAAUAACGUACAUCCAAGGGGGCCGAACCUCCAGCGGGUUCUACACAGUUGAAGAUAUGUCGUUUGACACGCGGUUUUAUCGGGUACACGCUGCCGGCCCGUCGAUACAUUUAGAACCGGUGGCUUUGAGUCCCGAUUCCCUGGAUCCCCGUUACGUGUUCGUUCUGGAUAAAGGAAUGAACAUCUUCAUAUGGAACGGGAAACAAGCGAAGAACACCCUCAAGUCGAAAGCGAGACUGAUGUGCGAGAAAAUCAACAAAAACGAGCGGAAAAACAAGGCGGACAUCGUGACGGAAACGGUCGGAGACGAGAGCAAAGAGUUCUGGACCAGUUUGGGGUUGCCCGAGGGCGAACUGCCCCCGCAAGUCUUUACUGAACAUGUUGAUGCUGAUUUCACCCCGGUGCCCCCCAGGUUGUAUAAAGUACAAUUGGGGAUGGGGUAUUUGGAGUUGCCCCAAGUGGAAGUGCCCCACGGCAAGUUGGUCAAUACGUUGCUGGUUAGCAAGAACGUUUAUAUUCUGGAUUGUUAUUUGGACGUGUUUGUUUGGAUUGGUAAAAAAUCGACGAGACUGGUUAAUGCCGCGGCCGUUAAACUAUCCGAGGAACUGUUCAGUAUGAUAGACCGACCGGACCACGCUCUCAUAACCAGAGUAAGGGAGGGCACAGAACCACAGGUGUUCAAAUGUAAAUUCGCCGGGUGGGACGAGGUGAUAGCGGUCGAUUUCACGCGUACCGCUCAAUCGGUACAAAAAACCGGCGCCGACUUGACGAAAUGGGCGCGACAACAAGAAACGAAAGCCGACCUGACCGCCCUUUUUACCCCCCGGCAACCCGCGAUGGCCCUACACGAGGCCCAACAAUUAAUGGACGAGUGGAACGAAGACCUCGAAGGGAUGGAGGCGUUCGUGUUGGAAGGGAAAAAGUUCGUUCGACUACCCGAGGACGAGAUCGGGCAUUUUUAUUCGAAAGACUGCUACGUUUUCUUGUGUCGCUACUGGGUACCGCCGGAGGAUGAGGAUAUGCCCGCCAACGAUAUGGACGACAUUCAAGUGGUCGUUUAUUUCUGGCAAGGCAGGGAGGCCUCCAAUAUGGGCUGGUUAACGUUCACUUUCACCUUGCAGAAGAAGUUCAAAGCAGUAUUUUCGGAAAACUUGGAGGUAGUAAGGACCCAUCAGCAGCAAGAAAACAUGAAAUUCAUGGCCCACUUCCGCAGAAAAUUCAUCAUCCACCAAGGGAAACGUAAAGUGAAAGAGAAGAACGACGUGGAGUUUUACCAUUUACGGUCGAACGGUAGCGCCCUAUAUACCAGACUGGUGCAAAUUAGACCGGACGCCUCGCUACUGAACUCCGCCUUCUGUUAUAUCCUUAAAGUGCCAUUCGAGCAAGACGACAAUCCGGAUUCCGGGAUCGUGUAUGUCUGGAUGGGAUCGCGAGCCGACCCGGACGAGACCCGCCUGAUCCAGGAUAUAGCCGAGGAGAUGUUCAACAGCCCCUGGGUGUCUUUGCAGGUGUUAUCCGAAGGUGAAGAACCGGACAACUUCUUCUGGUUGGGUCUGGGGGGCAAGAAACCUUACGACACCGACGCCAGUUUUAUGCAGUACACGAGAUUGUUCCGGUGUUCGAAUGAAAAGGGUUACUUUGUCGUCUCCGAGAAGUGUUCUGACUUUUGUCAGGACGAUUUAGCUGAUGACGACAUCAUGAUCCUCGACAAUGGCGAGCAAGUGUUUUUAUGGUUGGGUCCCAAAUGCAGCGAGGUCGAAAUAAAAUUGGCCUACAAGUCGGCCCAGGUUUAUAUACAACAUAUGAGGGUUAAGCAGCCUGAUAAGCCCCGUAAGCCCUUUGUGACCGUUAAAAAUAAGGAGUCGAAGAGGUUUACGAAGUGCUUCCACGGGUGGGGACCGCAUAAGAGGCCUCCCGAGUAAUGGGGCGUUACAUUUGUUUUAGAGAUUUGCACUGUAUUUAUUUAAAUAAACUUUUUUUUACAAUCA